UUCAAAGCGAAUAGACGAAUAGAAGGAGAUUAGUGGGUGAAAAUAACACGUUUACCUACGAACUACGAAUACACUGUAUAAUAAUAUUACGAAUUUGUGAGUUUCUGGACAAAGAAUAAGUAAUAAUAAAAUGCCAGCUAUCGGAAUUGAUUUGGGAACGACAUACUCGUGCGUCGGUGUUUGGCAACAUGGCAACGUGGAAAUCAUCGCCAACGACCAGGGAAACCGCACCACGCCGUCCUACGUUGCUUUCACAGACACGGAACGACUGAUCGGGGAUGCAGCGAAAAACCAGGUAGCCUUGAACCCCAGCAAUACGGUGUUCGACGCGAAGCGGCUCAUCGGCCGUAAAUUCGACGACCCCAAGAUCCAGCAGGACAUGAAACAUUGGCCCUUCAAGGUGAUCAACGACUGCGGAAAACCAAAGAUUCAAGUGGAAUUCAAGGGUGAGCCGAAAAGAUUCGCACCGGAGGAAAUCAGUAGCAUGGUUCUCACCAAGAUGAAGGAGACUGCGGAAGCGUACUUAGGAACGUCAGUGCGCGACGCCGUGAUCACAGUGCCGGCUUACUUCAACGACUCUCAGCGCCAGGCCACUAAAGAUGCCGGGGCUAUUGCCGGCCUGAACGUGCUACGCAUUAUCAACGAACCAACGGCGGCCGCGCUUGCUUACGGCCUCGACAAGAACCUCAAAGGCGAGCGCAAUGUGCUCAUAUUCGACCUCGGCGGCGGCACUUUCGACGUGUCCAUCCUGACGAUCGACGAGGGCUCGCUGUUCGAGGUGAAGGCGACCGCCGGCGACACGCAUCUCGGCGGCGAAGACUUCGACAACCGACUGGUGAACCACCUCGCAGACGAAUUCAAGCGCAAGUACAAGAAGGACUUGAGGAUGAACCCGCGCGCGCUGCGGCGCCUGCGCACCGCCGCCGAGCGCGCCAAGCGCACGCUGUCCUCCAGCACCGAGGCCACUAUAGAGAUCGACGCUCUGUACGAAGGUAUCGACUUCUACACCCGAGUGUCCCGCGCCCGCUUCGAGGAGCUGUGCUCAGACUUGUUCCGCGGUACGCUCGAGCCCGUGGAGAAGGCUCUCCGCGACGCCAAGUUGGACAAGAGCCAAAUCCAUGACGUGGUUCUCGUGGGCGGCUCCACGCGCAUCCCCAAGAUUCAGAGCCUGCUGCAGGGCCUGUUCUGCGGCAAAAAGCUGAACCUGUCCAUAAACCCGGACGAGGCGGUGGCGUACGGCGCGGCGGUGCAGGCCGCCAUCCUGAGUGGCUCCACCGACACCCGCAUCCAGGAUGUUCUGCUCGUAGACGUGGCGCCUCUGUCGCUAGGCAUCGAAACGGCCGGCGGCGUCAUGACCAAGAUCAUCGAACGCAACUCCAAGAUCCCGUGCAAGCAAUCGCAGACAUUUACCACGUACUCUGACAACCAGCCCGCCGUCACCAUCCAGGUGUACGAGGGCGAGCGCGCCAUGACCAAAGACAACAACCUGCUGGGCACGUUCGACCUGACCGGCAUCCCGCCGGCGCCGCGCGGCGUGCCCAAGAUCGACGUGACCUUCGACAUGGACGCGAACGGCAUCCUCAACGUGUCUGCUAAGGAGAACAGCACGGGCCGCAGCAAGAACAUCGUGAUCAAGAACGACCGCGGGCGGCUGUCGCAGGCGGAGAUCGACCGCAUGUUGGCGGACGCCGAGCGGUACAAGGACGAGGAUGAGAAACAGAGACAGCGCGUAGCGGCUCGCAACCAGUUGGAGUCGUACGUGUUCAGCGUGAAGCAGGCCCUGGACGAGGCCGGGGAGCGCCUGAGCGAGGACGACAAGCGUUCGGCGCGCGACGCCUGUGACGAGGCGCUGCGGUGGCUCGACAACAACUCCCUCGCCGAGCAGGACGAGUACGAGCACCGGCUGAAGGAGCUGCAGCGGGUCUGCUCGCCCAUCAUGACUAAGAUGCACGGCGGCGGCGCGGGCGCCGGAAUGCCGGGAGGAAUGCCGGGCGGCAUGCCCGGGGGAAUGCCGGGCGGUAUGCCCGGAGGGAUGCCGGGAGGAAUGCCCGGAGGGAUGCCGGGAGGAAUGCCCGGAGGAAUGCCCGGAGGGAUGCCAGGGUACCAACAGUACCAAAACCAAGGAGGACAAUACGGUGGCCCAACUGUUGAAGAAGUUGAUUAAAGUGAUCAAGUUUCUCUAGUCCUUGUAAUUGAUUAGAUAGGUGUACCAAA
Amyelois transitella is the source of this 2214-nucleotide messenger RNA. RefSeq names its product heat shock protein 68-like. NCBI's taxonomy places the organism in Eukaryota, Metazoa, Arthropoda, Insecta, Lepidoptera, Pyralidae. The transcript has a single exon. The record is from RefSeq and is a predicted model, not a curated record. Bases 131 to 2164 code for a protein of 677 amino acids. Gene Ontology annotation, molecular function: ATP-dependent protein folding chaperone; ATP binding; misfolded protein binding. Gene Ontology annotation, cellular component: cytoplasm. Gene Ontology annotation, biological process: protein refolding; cellular response to unfolded protein.